CGCUGCAGGUGUCGGCCUGCCUGCUGCAGGGCCUGCUCGUCGGCGAUGAUCGAGGCUUCUCGUACGCCAGGCUGGCGCGGUCGGCGUGCGCCGGCGUGGGCCUGGGCAUGGCGCUGCCCGCCUCCCUGAUGUACUUCGCCGAGCUGUGGCGGCCGGCGAAACGCGGCGCGGUGUGCUGCGUGCCCACCCUGGCCGUGGUGCUGGGCCGUGGGAUGGCCUUCGCCCUGGAGCACCGCAAGGUGCUGGAGCCCGGCGACGCCGCCCUGGUGGGGUUGGCGCCGGCCUUGCUGGGACUGCUGCUGUUGCUGCUGCUCGCGCCGCCCUCGCCCUACUGGCUCGCCCUGCGCGGCAGGGAGGUGUCGCUGGGGAGGGCGCUGGCCAGGCUGCGCGGCCUGCGCGACGAGCGCGGCGCGCGGGACGAGGCGGACGACGUGGUGGACACGGUGCGGGAGCAGCGGUCCGGCGUGUGCGCGGGCAACGUGCUGCCCAUGCGCGCCAAGGCGUGGCUGCCCGCCCUCGCCGUGCUGGUCUACGCCGCCUGCCGCACGGCCACCGAAGCCGCCUACGUGAUGGUGCCCAUGUUGGUGCGCGAGGCUGCCGACAACCGCGGCAGGUACUUCCUGGCCUCCUGCUGCUACGGCCACGCCCUCUGGGCCCUCGUCCUCGCCGCCGUCAUGGGCGGCCUGCUGCCGGAGACCAACGGCUUCACUCUGGCCCAGCUGCACGAAAUCUUCAGAGGGCCCAACCGCCAGACGCUGCAAACCCGUCUGUGA
This is a messenger RNA of Thrips palmi, 773 nucleotides long. RefSeq lists its product as uncharacterized. Bases 108 to 773 code for a protein of 221 amino acids. Gene Ontology annotation, biological process: transmembrane transport. The record is from RefSeq and is a predicted model, not a curated record. Gene Ontology annotation, cellular component: membrane. The transcript has 3 exons. Lineage: Eukaryota; Metazoa; Arthropoda; Insecta; Thysanoptera; Thripidae. Gene Ontology annotation, molecular function: transmembrane transporter activity.